Messenger RNA from Camellia sinensis, 1179 nucleotides. RefSeq names its product oil body-associated protein 2A. Lineage: Eukaryota; Viridiplantae; Streptophyta; Magnoliopsida; Ericales; Theaceae. The record is from RefSeq and is a predicted model, not a curated record.
CUCUUUAGAGGCCAAGUGUCCCUCGUCUCUCUAAUCCCUAACUAUAUGACCACAGGUUUUCAGCAAUUCGAGCCACCUCAACACCCCAAGCAUGCGUACGUGGGUCACUAUCCACUCUCCACGUCCCACCACGCACCCAUUUGCAUACCUCUCUCCUCACUCUUCACACCGACUACUCAUCAUCACUCGGGUGGUGGAUUCAUUCUCUCUUUCUCUCUCUCUCUCUCAAGCAAAGAUCUGACAGAUGGUUUUUGGUUUUUGAAUUUUGACAUUUGGAUGGCUUCGAGUGACAGAUCGCCGGGUCCGAUGCCGCCUGGAGACGGGUCAGUUCCGCCGGGGAAGGCGAUGACGAUGGGACAGCAGGUACUGGACAAAGGAGCCCAGUUGAUGCAGUCUCUGAAGCCAGUCAAGCAGAUGAGCCAGCAUGUGUGCACCUUCGCUAUGUACAGCCACGACAUGACUCGCCAGAUCGAAACUCACCACUUCCUCACUCGCCUCAACCAGGACUUCCUCCAGUGCCCUGUCUACGAUUCAGACGAUUCCAACGCUCGUCUCAUCGGUGUAGAAUACAUCGUGUCGGAGAAGGUAUUUAAUACCCUGCCGGCUGAGGAACAAAAACUUUGGCACUCCCAUGCAUAUGAGAUCAAAUCAGGCCUUUGGGUGAAUCCACGUGUUCCGGAGAUGGUUCAAAACUCUGAACUUAAAGAUGUUGUUAAAACAUACGGAAAGUUUUGGUGCACUUGGCAAGUUGAUAGAGGUGAUAAGCUUCCCCUUGGUGCGCCCGCACUGAUGAUGUCUCCGCAAGAUGUGAACACAGGGAUUGUGAAGCCUGAGCUAGUGAAGAAGAGGGAUGAAAAGUACAAAAUAUCAUCCGACAAUAUGAAGAAUUCGAGGGCAAAUAUUGAAACGCCAAAGGAAAUGAAUCCAUAUGCAGACUACUGGAUAAAGACAGGGAAAGGUUUUGCCGUAGACAUUGAGAAAACACCAAUGGAAUUGAGGGCACCUUUUCCAUGAAUAUAACCUCCUCUUGUCAUGCAGUAAAAUCCAGCCAGGGCAUGUAAGACUCAAAACAAUAUUUACCAGCAAAAUUUGCAUAAAUUUCGGCGUGUUUUUUUGCCUAAUAGAUGUAUAUUGGUGGGAGUUUACAUUAAUAAGUGGCCAUGUUAGAUUUGUCUGCUU